GUUUUUAAUUAGUUCGGGCUGUUUUUGUAAUAAUUUUUGUUGUUUAUUGGCCUUAGUUAGAUGUGGGAGAGACCACAUGCAUCCUCACUGAGAUGCAAUAGAAGCCACUAGAUGGCAUCCCCGGUAGGGGGAGACUUUCCAUCAAAAGUCAAAAUAUGGGACUCGUCACUCUCUUUCUUGCGGGAGUUGCUUGCCUGUUGAAUUGAACCGGAAAAAAAAGAAAAAAAGAAAAAAGAAAAAAGAAAAAAGCAAAAGUAACUUGGAGCACCAAAAAAGCGAAAAAAAAGAACAAAAAAAGGAUAACAGACGUUGGAAGCAAAGAACUUCUUCUCUCAGUUGGGACCGUAACACAAACACUCUUUGCGCAGCACACGAAACGCCACGCCUGCCCUAUGUUUUUCACCAUUUUCCUUUCCCUUUUUCUCUUCUUUUCUUGGACAUUUUCUCAGCUUAUUCCUUCCAAACAUUAGCCCAUUUAUUAAAUUUCCAUUUAUUUUAAUGGUUUUUGAUUCACUGUUUAUGCUAACGGGAUGGGAGCUCAGAAGAGCAUCCAUGCUGGUAAAGCCAAGAUUGAUGUUAAUGUCGAUUUCACUCAUAAGCUUUGCGCUUCCUUGAUGGUUCCUCAUCUCAGGAGCAGCAAUGGAAGCCCUCUGUCUUUAAUAGUAGGAAGUCUUUGCAUCAAACAUCCAAACUUAUUUGGUGGAAGCGAGAAGCUUGAUGUAUCUUGGGAUAAAGGGCUGUAUGAUUCUAAUGUCUUAGUAGCUUAUAGAAGGCCAAGACCCGAAUGGCUAGCUCAGCAGUCUUUCAUAAUUCAGCACUCUCUUUCACCUGAGAUUGGGGUCCAUGGUGUCCCUGUUGAUAAUUUCUCCCGUUCGGGUAGUGGAGGUGUGAAUUUGUCUAAGCUAUCAGUUGGGAUGGAUCUGAAUGAGCCUGCAAGUUCCAAAUGGAGUAGCACAACAAGCAUAAAGUUCGAGCAUGUUCGUCCAUUGAAUGAUGAUGGCCACUCUAUAACCCGAGAUGUAGAUGGAUUCCCUGUGACAUGCAGUGGAAGGCUUCAUGAUAGUAUGGUUGUUCUAAAGCAAGAAUCUCGAUUUGCGAAGGCAAACGAUUCCAGCUUUUGUCAUUUUAGUCUACAAAUAGAGCAAGGGGUUCCAGUUCUAUCCAAGUGGCUAAUAUUCAACCGGUUUAAGUUUGUUGCGUCAAAGGGAGUCAAAGUUGGGCCAGCAUUUCUCUUGACAAAGAUGACGGGCGGUUCCAUUGUGGGGGACAUGGCUCCUUACCAAGCAUUUGCAAUUGGGGGUCUUGGUAGUGUGCGAGGCUAUGGUGAGGGUGCAGUUGGAUCUGGGAGAUCUUGUCUUGUUGCUAAUAGUGAAUUGACAUUUCCUGUGAGCAAAAUGUUGGAAGGUGCUGUUUUCUUGGACUGUGGAACCGACUUGGGGUCUGGUCAUCUUGUACCUGGAAAUCCAGCCUUGAGGCAGGGGAAACCAGGAUCGGGAUUCGGGCUCGGUUAUGGCCUCCGUCUUAAAUCACAGUUUGGCCAUUUUCAAGUUGAUUACGCCAUUAAUGCAUUCCAACAAAGAACUCUUUACUUUGGCCUAAGCAAUCUUGCUUCAUGAUCAGCUUAUGCCCCAGGCCACUAAUUCAUGCAAUUUCCAUGUCUGUACGGUGUUUUCCCGUUCCAAAGAUACUGGAUCGACGGUCUUUUUCGUCGUUGGUUAUGAAGUUUUGGAGUCUGGAAUAUUCAAAGCCAUUCAAGUUCAUCUCCUGUAUUUGGGAAGUAACUUUGCAAUGGAAAAGCACUAAUUUCACCAUAUUUGUCUUUUCCAUUUUUUUCUUCGAGGAAAAGUAAUAGCCCUUUAGAUUUGUUAUUUAUUUUAGAACACUAAAUUUAUUCUGUUCAGUAAACGUAAUUCUUACUGCACAAGAAAAAAAAGAAAAAAAACAUCGUUAUUGUAAAUACAUUACUGAAUAAUA
This is a messenger RNA of Morus notabilis, 1974 nucleotides long. Its product is annotated as outer envelope protein 80, chloroplastic. NCBI's taxonomy places the organism in Eukaryota, Viridiplantae, Streptophyta, Magnoliopsida, Rosales, Moraceae. The coding region runs from base 531 to 1616 and encodes 361 amino acids. The record is from RefSeq and is a predicted model, not a curated record. Gene Ontology annotation, biological process: chloroplast organization; embryo development ending in seed dormancy. Gene Ontology annotation, cellular component: outer membrane. The transcript is spliced from 11 exons.